AGUCACGUGAGGUGAUCUGAAGAAAAGCACGGCAAAGCAAAGCAAAAGUCGUUUCUUUCGAUUCAAUUAACCCCCGCGAAAUCUCUUUGCAGAUCAACGAACUCAUCUUCGGAUUAUCUUACCUUAACCAACCCGGAUCCAGUUUUGAUCUUUGUGAUCUUUUUUUCUUUUGUGGGGUUUAGUUAUUGCAGACAAAAGUCGCGUUUUCCGCGUGGGUUUGGAGAAUUCGUCAAUGGAGGAACUUAAAAUCUCUACUCGUCCAAGUAUCAGCUUCAGGCCGAUAAACCCUUCUGAUUUAGAACGUCUGGAGCAAAUCCAUCGGGACAUAUUCCCAAUCAGGUACGAGUCUGAGUUUUUUCAGAAUGUUGUCAACGGUGGUGAUAUCCUCUCUUGGGCUGCUGUUGAUCGGAGCCGCCCUGAUGGUCUUUCUGACGAACUUAUUGGGUUUGUCACUGCUAAGAUCGGGCCUGCUAAAGAAACCGAAAUAUCAGAUUUAAUAAGAUAUAACUCUUGUAAGGGAGAGGAGACCUUGGUGUACAUCUUAACCCUUGGAGUUGUAGAAAGCUACAGAAAACGUGGAAUAGCUAAGUUGCUUAUUAAGGAGGUCAUCAAAUAUGCGUCUAGCGUCCCUGUAUGCCGUGGUGUUUACCUUCAUGUGAUUGCACACAACAAUCCUGCAAUCAGAUUGUACAAAAGAAUGUCUUUCAGAUGUGUAAGGAGGUUACACGGAUUCUACAUAAUCAACGGCCAGCAUUUCGAUUCUUUCUUGUUCGUCUACUUUAUCAAUGGUUCUCGCUCUCCUUGCUCACCCUUUGAUCUUGUGGUGUUCGUUCUUAAUUAUAUGAGGAGCGGGAUCAAAUCGGUCGCAUCAAAGCUAACAAUGAAACACGAACAGAAAGGCUUGAAAUGGCUUAAAUGCAAAGACAUUACGCGGUGUCUCUUGCCCACUCAGACCAAACGAAAUCUUGCAUCCGAAAGAGUAUCAUCCGGCUACGAUUACGUUUAGUGUUUUAGUCUCUGAUUCAUAGAAUUCAUUUCCAUGUCUUAGCUCUGGUUAUGUAAUAAAAAUGUAAAUAUUUUCUGAUAGAAAAAAAAAAAUUCUCUUUGGGAGUAGGUGUUAA
This is a messenger RNA of Brassica rapa (field mustard), 1121 nucleotides long. Its product is annotated as histone acetyltransferase MCC1. Gene Ontology annotation, cellular component: Golgi membrane. Lineage: Eukaryota; Viridiplantae; Streptophyta; Magnoliopsida; Brassicales; Brassicaceae. Gene Ontology annotation, biological process: N-terminal peptidyl-methionine acetylation. Gene Ontology annotation, molecular function: protein-N-terminal amino-acid acetyltransferase activity; histone acetyltransferase activity. The record is from RefSeq and is a predicted model, not a curated record.